This is a messenger RNA of Bacillus rossius redtenbacheri, 2770 nucleotides long. RefSeq names its product D-2-hydroxyglutarate dehydrogenase, mitochondrial-like. Gene Ontology annotation, cellular component: mitochondrion. NCBI's taxonomy places the organism in Eukaryota, Metazoa, Arthropoda, Insecta, Phasmatodea, Bacillidae. Gene Ontology annotation, molecular function: FAD binding; catalytic activity. The record is from RefSeq and is a predicted model, not a curated record.
AAAGCCUACUAACUAAAUAUUGUGACAUUUAAUUAAAUGAAAAGUGAGAGUGUGUUAUGAUUAUUGUGAACAAUAUACUUUCUUGAAGAGAAUAUUAUCUAUAUUUGUAAAAAUAUGAAGAAAAAACCCGAAAUAAGGGCUUUAAAUGUUGUUUCUUUCGUUGAAUAGAGAAACACAAAUACGUCUUUGUUUCAUUUUACCAAUUAACCAAGAGUGAAACAUUAUUAAAAACAUUUUAUGCAAAUAUUUCACGAAACAUGGAAAAAUUGAGUUUUGAUUUUGCUGUGAAACCAACAGCAGAUGGGAAAUCAAACACCAUAUGCAUAACCUCAAUAGCUACACCUGAUGGCAGAUUUUUGAAAUUCCACUCGAACACCAACCUGCAAAUAUACCCCCAAGCAGUUAAAAAUAUUCCAAACUGUGCCAAGGUUGUAAAAAAUGCUACGACUCGUAUUCGCGAGGGCGUGGCGACACGGCAGAGGCCAAGCGAAGCUGCUGAGGUCGGUUGUUGCGCGGCAGAGGAGGGAGCUCUCCUCCGCCGUACAGCUGACGGCAGAAAGGUACCCAGACGUGAAGAGGGGAAACUACAGCGUCCUCGCAGACCGCCACCUGCAGUUCUUCGAGAGCAUUCUCGGCAGAGAAAGGGUUCUGACCGACCCAGAUGAUGUCGAGCCUUAUAAUGUGGACUGGCUCAGAAUAGUACGAGGUGCUAGCAAAGUGGUGCUGAAGCGAAAAACAACUGAAGAGGUAUCGGCCAUCUUCAAGUUCUGCAAUGCCGAAAGCUUGGCGGUUGGCCUUGUCGGGGGAAGUGUUCCAGUUUUUGAUGAAGUGGUUGUAUCCACAUCUCUUAUGAACAAAAUUUUAAGUUUGGAUGAGCUGUCAGGCGUGCUGGUGUGCCAGGCGGGGUGUGUCCUGGAGACCUUGGAAGGCCACGUGCAGGAGAGGGGACUGAUGAUGCCCCUCGACCUGGGCGCCAAGGGCUCCUGUCAGAUCGGGGGCAACGUGUCCACCAAAGCUGGCGGCUAGCGGCUGCUGCGCUACGGGAGUCUGCACGGCAGCGUUCUGGGCAUAGAGGCCGUGAAAGCAGAUGGCCAGGUACUUGACUGCCUGAGCUCGUUGAAGAAGGACAAUACCGGCUACCACCUGAAGCACUUGUUCAUCGGCUCCGAAGGGACUCUGGGCUUAGUUACAAAAGUGGCCAUACAGUGUCCCGCCAGUCCGCGAGCCGUCAACACAGCAUUUUUAGGACUGCUCACGUUCGAGGACGUGCUCCAGACGUUCAAGGACGCGCGCAGCGGCCUGGGGGAGAUACUGUCGUCGUGCGAGAUGAUGGACGCUGCUUCCAUGGACGCGAGCGUCGGCAACCUGAAGCUGACCAACCCCAUCAGUGACCACCCGUUCUACAUGCUGAUAGAGACCUCGGGCAGCAACGGUCAGCACGAUGAGGAGAAGCUGAUGCAGUUCCUGGAGAGAUCCAUGGAGCACGGCACCGUGCGGGACGGCACCGUCGCCACGGAGCCCUCCAGGAUAAAGCCUAUGUGGGAAUUACGAGAACGUGUAACAGCCGGCAUGAUGUGUGAAGGGUAUGUUUACAAAUAUGACAUAACACUGCCCCACACUAACUAUUACAGUAUUGUCACAGAGAUGGCAAAGCACUUGGAAGGCCGUGUUAUCCGCUGCUGUGGCUAUGGACACGUGGGUGAUGGAAACCUACAUUUGAACAUCAGCACAAAAGAUUUUGACCAUGAUGUUCACAAUAUGAUUGAGCCCUAUGUGUUUGAGUGGACGUCCAAGUUACGAGGCAGCAUUAGUGCAGAGCACGGCAUUGGCUUCAAGAAGACAAAGUUCAUCCACUACACCAAGUCGCAAGGCUCCAUAGAACUCAUGAAAGACAUCAAGAAAAUGAUGGAUCCAAAAGGAAUUCUCAACCCAUACAAAGUGCUUCCAUUUUGACUCCGUGUUUUUCAGUUUCAAGUGUAAGCUGUAAACUUUGAAAGUUAGUAUGAACCACAUUCAUCAAGGAUGGUGGUGAUAAUUAGAACUUUUUUUUUUGCAAUCUUUUAUUAUUUUACAUUUUUUCUGUAUUUUCCAUAACUGUUUCAGUGGUCUUCUGAUUUUUUUAUUGGAAUAUGAUUGAAUAAAAUUUGGAUAACUCAAGUCUUAAAGCAAUGCUUUAUUUUAAAUUAACAUGUUCUCUAACCAUCCAUGCUAGUUGUCUGUAUACUUCAUAAAUAAAAACCAUACAUUUUCAUAAAUUUCAGUGGACUUAUAUCUUACGACAACGGUGAUGGUGAUUCCAGUGUAAAUAUGUUUUAAACUUUUUUAAAACCAAUUUUUUACAAUUUUAAUGUUAGCUGUGUUAUGUCAAAUAACCCUUUUAAGAGUUACUUUACUUUAAAUUUUGUAACAUUUAAUCUUAUGUAUUGUGUGUUUAUUUGGAAUUGGCUUGUGAAGCUGUGAAGAAAAUAAUAGUGUUCAUAAACUCUUUUUUUUCUGUUUUAUUUAUAUAUAGAAUAACAUGGUGGUUGUUAAAGACACAAAACUUUCAAAAGUCUUAUGUAAACAGAAAUAUUUUUUGUAUCAUUUUCAGGUACAUAAUUGCAUAAAUUAUAAUAUCUGAAAAUUGAUUUUAACUUGUUUUUUUUUAAUGGAAACAAAUCAAAGUAUGAAAUUGUUUUUCUAGUUUAUUAUUAACUUUAAGACAGACGUAAUUACUGUGCAAGAUGUAAACUGAGUACUAGAUACCAAUAAAGUUACUUAUAUAUUUGUA